CUGGUUGUGCUCUGAUCGUGAUCGAGGUGGCCGUCACGCUGUUCCAGUACCAGGCCGCGAAUCUACCCAGCCGCCACCCUCCCGGUUCCACUUGGCACUAUGGGUUCUCCUUCAUGCUGGCCUGGAUCUCAUUCAUUGGAGAAGCUGCCGCUGCCAUUGCUUUCGGAGUGUGUUCGCGGAAGAGAAAGAAGGAGAAGGCACCAGAUGACCAGUACGCCAUCGAGGAGGAACCGACCAUCAUUGGCCGAUAGACAGUGCCAUUCGAAGGAAGUGUGUUCUGAUAGAUUUUCUUUCUUAUUGGAGAGAUUACUCGCCGACUGCAGUAAAAUUAUUGUAGAAAUGUGAAAUGUGAUUCGCAUGGAGGUUUGCUGACUUUCAUAAAGGAGAUUAAGGGUUACUUAAGGUACUCGAUUUAUGGUUCUACCUAGUCUAUUAGUUUUGCUACUUUUAUAAAGUUUAGCUCCAAGUAAUUCAUCUGAUGAAUCUUGUGUAGCUGGGAAAGCAUUUUUUCAUACAAACACUAGAUCUAAAUUAGCUACCAUAUGAUAAAUUAUAUUUUCAAAAUUCCCACGCUACUUGUGCAAAAUGCACAAAUUCUACCUAGAAAUAUUGCAACAAUAUUUACAUACACAGGAAAACUGAGAAUAUUCACCUGUAGUUAGCAUCUUAUAUAGAUUUAAUUUUCUAUUUGAGAUCACAUGGCCUUUCUAAAUACUAAAUAUAUGAAGGUAUUCCUAGCUAAGAUAGAAAUGACAAAACAAUGCGUGAAUAAAAUCUUGUUAUCACUGAUAUUUUUUUACUCUCAAAUAUUUUUUCCAUAUAUCUUGCAAACCAGCUAUGGUUAUGCCAAUUGAAAUAUUCUUGAAGGUCUUUGAAUUAUAUAUAUAUAUAUAAGAAAUACUUAUUUCAUACCAGUAAAGUAUUAAAGAAAUUAGUAUCUGAUAUUAUAAAUACAGUCUUGGAAAAAUGUAAGGCACAUAAACCUGUUUGAAUUCUCGUUCAAGAACAUUUUGAACCUUUUAAUUGUUAAUAUUGCUUUCAGCUGUAUGUCUGUACUUGACUUACAACAGGUUAAUGAAGUUCUAUUUAUGUUCAUUUUUGACGAGAUCACAGAAUGUUAGAGAAGUGUAACAUAUUAUUAUCGUCCUAUAUCUUUAAUUCAUAGUUAUAUGUAAUUUUCAUAUGUAAAUAAGUUAACAAAGACAAUUUGUUGUAGCACGUUUUCUUUUUUUCUUUUUUUUAAUGGUUUAAAGUAGUUAGUGAUUUAAGAUUCUUAAUCUUUACUUUACACAACACAGAGAAUCUGUAGAUGUGUACAUUCUACAUCUAAUGUAGAUUCAAGAAUUUUCUUUGUUUCCAACAUACCAAAGGAUAUCUUAGAGAGACAAAUAUAAAACACAUGUUAAAAAAUACUGAACAUGUCAUGUGGCUAGUCAUGGAGCCCUUUUGUAUGUUGGUAACAUUCCUUCUUUUUCAGCUCAGUUCUUUCACCAAUAUCCCCUGUAUCCCAUGCAUAUAUGUGCGUUCCAAGUUCCAUUUUUGUGACUGCCAGCAUUUACUAGUAAAUAUAGAGUCUAUUCAAGUACUUAUCUUUUUUAUAAGUUAUCCUCAACAGAAAUCGUAAAUUAUAAUUAUGCGGAAUUUUCCGGAUUUCUAUUCACUGGUAUAAUGCUGGUCACUGCAGAUUCUCUAUAUAAUUUAAGAGAUAUUAAAUUAUUUGAAGUUAUGAUAAGAGAUUGAAAAAAAUAUAAAUUCAUACUAAUCAUUAUCACAGUGUAAUAAUUGGUCAAGGCCAUCUGUACUGUCAUAGUAUAGUGUGAAACUUCAUGAACGUCCUGAUGUGCGAACUUGACCAUUUCUUACACAUGAAAUUGCGCUGUGUCACUUCAGUGGGAAAAUAUAAUUCCCUAACCAAAUACUUUGUCUUGAAACUUUCAAUGUGUGUUCUCCAUACUGCCAUUCCCCUUCCAUGGAUACUGUUUAUUACAAUAAAAGACAUUUACCUAUC
Penaeus vannamei (Pacific white shrimp) is the source of this 2008-nucleotide messenger RNA. NCBI's taxonomy places the organism in Eukaryota, Metazoa, Arthropoda, Malacostraca, Decapoda, Penaeidae. The record is from RefSeq and is a predicted model, not a curated record.